UCAGGGAAAGAGAACACAGCACCUCAAUCAUGAAGCGCUCUUCUUACUUUGAUCACCAUAGCGAUUCGAGGGAUCCGUAUCAGUCGAGUGAAAGUGAGGAUAAUCAUCAGCCUACCUAUCGUGGUGGAAACAGAAUGUCGGUGUCCAAACCUCACCAGAAGAGGGUUCGACAACACAAUGGGUACAACGAUUACCGCUAUGAACGCUAUGAGAGUUAUCCACCAAGUCUUCUGGACCGCGAGCAGAAUACCAAAGCAAUCAGGGUCAAAUUCUUCAAAAACAGAGAUGCCCUGUAUAAAGGAAUCGUCCUGUCUAUCAGCGAAAAGAUGUUUCCAUCUCUGGACAGUCUGAUGAACCACCUUAACAGCAAAAUUGACACUCCACAGGGUGUGAUGUACAUCUUCAGAUUGGAAGAUGGCAAGCUGAUUGAAAGCGUAAAGGAUUUUCAGCCUGGGGACGAGUGUGUGGUGUCGAGUACACUCAAGAUUGACAGAAACGUACAGUAUGGACAGGUGUCUGGUCCACCUUCUCCCAUUAAACGUGGAGCCCCAUUACAGCGCAGUCAGGGGCCCUCAAGGGAGCACAUACUCAGGGGAAGCAACAGUCAAACUAGGGUCGGACCAAACAGAUCCCCGAAUCAAGCCAAGAGCAAACCUCUGACGUUUACAGUCAUAAACAACACCAUGAGGACUGUCCAGGAUAAAAUGAUCAUCAACCCUCAAACGGAGCAGUCCUUUGAGCAGAUGUUGUUGGACAUGGGUGAAGUGGUCAGCAUGUCUGAUAAUCCUGCUACCGCCAUGUACUGUGCUGUCCCUCCUUAUAACAAGAUAGAAAGUUUUUCGAAUCUUCGACAUGAACUACUUGUUAAGAAAGUGGAGAGUUUUUUCGUGGUCGGGGGCGAGGGUGCUCCGAAGGAACUUCGUCAGAAGAAAGUUCCGGUUCGUGAACCAACCCCACCCCCAGAGGAUGAUAUGGAUUACUAUGAAGAGCCUCAGCAUCAAACAUACAGAGAGCAUUCGCCACAAAGACAGAAAGAACGAGGCAAGUGGAAGCCGGCUAAGGAGCCUCCGAAGAGACAGCAAAAUGUUAGACCAAUUAAGAAUGGUUACGGCGAGGACAAAAACCAAAACAGCUUUGCGGUCGACAGAGCGCAACCUCGCAAUCGUGGAAAUGUAUCCCAAAGAGGCAACAACAAUAGCAACAGACAAACAGCACAUUCACAGAAGUUUAGCAACAGUCGAGAAGAUCUUACAAGGAACAGCUUGCAUGAACGCAGACGAUCCAUUGAUUCCAACAUAUCUAAACCAUCACGUGAUUCGCGAGAGGGAAUUAACCGCCAUGAGCAGGGGUCUCUGACGAGUAGAAGUCAGCGGAAUGAGCGCCAAGCCAGCAACAAGCCCACAGGAAAGCCUCAACGUCAUCAGCAGAAGCAUCGAGAAGAAGAAAGAGACAUGGAGGUCGACGAAGGAGAAGAAGACAUGCAAUACAACGGCUACCAUGAUGAGGUCGAUAAUCAAGAUGAUGGAAGAGAAAACGGUACGGAAACCGACCACGAAUAUGACGACGAACCUCCACAGCAAAGACCGGCGAGGAAAGGGCCCCGGAUGGAAACUCCGGAAUGUUAGUGACCAAUUGCUCAGAUCUCUUGUACAGAAAAGGGUGCUGAUUUAAUUAAACAGACACUUCUUUUUAAAAUCAAUGUAAUUACUUUGUAUAUGAAAAAUCCUUGUUAAUAUGUAAUACUGGUGUACUGUUUAUUGAUUUUCCUAAUCAAGUUAGUUCGAGGAAGAUGUAUCCAUUGAUAAUAAAAUCCAAGAGACGCUGUAUAUAUAUAUUUUCCGAGUGUGAAGGAUACCAUUCAUUUUCUUGAUGUAGUCCGUGUUUUAAUCCGUCUUUUUCCCUUUACUCGAGCUCAUUAGACUCCGGCCGGUGUAUAAAGUUUAUCAUCUCAUUCAUUAGACAACAUAUCACAUCUCCCCUUGUUAGUACCACAAGAUUGAUUAUAUCAAUUUAUAUUUAUUAUUAUAUG
This is a messenger RNA of Saccostrea cuccullata (small rock oyster), 2029 nucleotides long. Its product is annotated as echinoderm microtubule-associated protein-like CG42247. The record is from RefSeq and is a predicted model, not a curated record. The coding region runs from base 30 to 1625 and encodes 531 amino acids. The transcript has 3 exons. Gene Ontology annotation, biological process: intracellular signal transduction. Gene Ontology annotation, cellular component: microtubule; microtubule organizing center. NCBI's taxonomy places the organism in Eukaryota, Metazoa, Mollusca, Bivalvia, Ostreida, Ostreidae.